AUGACCAUCUCGUCGUCGCCGGGAUGUCCAGCGGGGUGCGCGUGCAAGUGGAAAAACGGCAAGCAAACGGUCGAAUGCGUGGACAAGAAGGUGACGAGCGUGACGUUGGCUCUAGGCAUCGACCCGGCCACGCAAGUGCUGGACAUAUCGGACAACGAUCUGUCUGCGGCCGGGCUACCACACGACACGUUCGCCGCGGCCGGUCUGUCCAACCUGCAGCGCAUCCACGCUUCCCGUUGCAACGUGUACUACGUGCAUGACCGAGCGUUCAGGGGCCUGACUAACCUGGUGGACCUAGACCUGUCCGGUAACUGUCUGCGGCAGGUGCCGACCGGCGCAUUCGCCGAAUGUCCGUCCCUGAUGAAGCUCAGCCUGAGCGGCAACCCGAUCGGCGACUUGCCGGCCAGGGCGUUCCGGCACCUCGGCCAGCUGACCGCGCUCGACCUGAGCGGCUGUGGGCUGACCGCCGUCGCAGCCGGCGCGUUCGAUGACCUCAGCGGCCUCGACUGGCUCAGGCUGGACGACAACCUGUUAACACACGUUCCCGGGCCGAAUACGCUGCCCGCCCGGUUACACGGUGUCGACCUGCACCGCAACGACUGGCAGUGCGACUGCCGCAUGGUUGACAUGCACCGGUGGCUGACCGCCUCGCGGGUGCCGGUCACCGAAGAGCCCGUGUGCUCGGGUCCGGCCGCUUACGCCGAUGUGCCAGUGCGCCGAGUAUCGGUGGCCGAACUGGCGUGCGCGCCGGCCGCGUACCCAGCCACGCAACCUGUGCAGGACGUGGUCGAAGGCGUCAACGUUUCGUUCCGGUGCCUGGUGGCCGCCAUCCCAGCGGCCACGGUCGAGUGGCUGUACGGCGGCGUACCCGUGUACCGGCACAACGCGUCUGAGCUCAUCACCGUGGAUGGAAACACGACCGCUGAACUGUACGUGUACAACGCGAGCGUGACUGAUGCCGGUUCGUACGCCUGCGUGGCCGAGAACCGGGCGGGCAGGGCUCGCGUCAACUUUACAGUCACCGUUCGGCCCGGACGACCGUUCCUGGCCGCGGGCACCGUCGACGACCGAUCCGCACCGUCUCAGUCGUCGUCGGCCACGGCCGGUAGCGGUGGGGGGACCAGCGGGGACGGCCGACCACUCCUGUACGUCGGCUGUUUAGCGGCCGGCUCGGUGGCGCUGUCGGCUGCGGCCGCCGUACUAGUGGCAAUCAGGUGCAGGCGGGUGAAACGCUCCAGCACCGGCGUCCGAGCCGGCGACUCUUCGUCCACCUGCAAGCGAAGACCCACCGCACCCGCGGCCGACGGUUAUCGGACCGUCAGUACGACAGCCGAUAAGGAGCUCUCGGUACCCUCGGCCCACCGUCCGGCAUCGGCGCGGACGACUGCCACCUUAGUGACGGUAACAGCGACGGGGCUGGAUGGGGCCGAGGACACCACCGUCGCGACGGCCGAGAGCAAUCCAGACGUGGUGAGCGACGUGAAACGCACCGGAUGGGAGAUCGAUUUCGAGCAGAUCGUUUGGGCCGAAUGUCCGCCAGCCACCGGUUACGUUUCCAUACAGAUACCGGUGCAGUGCGGCAUCGAGUGUCUGGGUGCGUAUUACGCGACCACCGCCGAGGCCGUGGCCGGGAGCCGCUGUGGCGGUGCCGGGGCCACGCUCCGGAGACAGCGCCGACGGGCGGCCGUGUUGACCGCUUACGAUGACACCGUACAGGUGGUGCGCACCACCGCGCAGGGGGGGUAUCCGACGACGACCACGGGGCCCGGGACAAUUGGCAUCCCUGCCGCCGCCGCACCGCCACCGACUAUCGUUGUGGAGGACCCGGACGACGACGUUGGCGGUGGCGAUGUUGGCGGCGUCGCACCCAUUAUUAGCCCUCCGUUGCCGUUCCGGUCGGGCGACGAAGACGGCGCCGACAAAGACGACUCCAUCGCGCUGUAA
Molecule: messenger RNA, 1944 nt
Organism: Acyrthosiphon pisum (pea aphid)
Lineage: Eukaryota; Metazoa; Arthropoda; Insecta; Hemiptera; Aphididae
Product: leucine-rich repeat-containing protein 24-like
Exons: 1
Coding region: 1-1944 (647 amino acids)
Molecular function (GO): protein binding
Source: RefSeq, a predicted model, not a curated record